Molecule: messenger RNA, 2353 nt
Organism: Silurus meridionalis
Lineage: Eukaryota; Metazoa; Chordata; Actinopteri; Siluriformes; Siluridae
Gene: rsph10b
Product: radial spoke head 10 homolog B
Exons: 17
Coding region: 101-2353 (750 amino acids)
Source: RefSeq, a predicted model, not a curated record
ACCUAGCAACCUGUUGCUGUACACGACAAGCAAACAAACAGCUUUGUGAAGAAAUGAUCUGUCCUACCGUCGUGGUCGUUCUGAUUUUUUGAUUUCUGUAAUGGCUGAGAAAGAGGAUACGAAGAAGAAGACAAAAAAAAUGACACCAGGUGAAUCAGAGAAUCUCUCAAGUGUGGUUUCAGAAGCGCUUGCGGAGUUUCCAACUCCAGUGGUCCAGCCUGCAGAACCAACCCCCGAGUCUGAGGUUCCAGCUGUGCAUGUCUUUUCAGACCUAAUUAUUGAGAGAUAUGAAGGCAGCAGGUGUGCAGAGCUGUUUCACGGAGAAGGAGUUGCCUACUUUAGGGGUGGACAUGUAUACAAGGGAAGCUUUGUAGCUGGCUUUAUGCAUGGUCAUGGAGAAUAUGCGUGGGCAGAUGGUGUUAAGUAUGAGGGGGACUUUAAAUCAAAUGCUCCUAUGGGGCAUGGGACAUACACAUGGUUGGACUGUAGCACUUAUGAGGGUGAGGUAUGCAAUGGCAUCUGCCAUGGCACUGGAACUUACAAAUCUGCCAAAACCGGCUCAAUAUACAAAGGGCAAUGGCACAAAGGCAAAAGACAUGGCAAGGGAACAAUGUGGUUUAAUCAAGAGGCAACAUCGUGGUACAAGGGUGACUGGAAAAACAACCAUAGAGAAGGCUGGGGUAUACGGCGCUAUUCAUCAGGAGACAUAUAUGAAGGCCAGUGGAAGAAUAGCAUGAGACAUGAGGAAGGAACAAUGAAAUGGAUUCAGCUGGCUCAGCAGUACAGUGGGCAAUGGUUAAAUGGUGUUCAGCAUGGACAAGGGACACACACAAUCUUUCAGUGGCGUUUAACUGGCUCUCGGUACCCCUGCAAUAAUGAGUAUACAGGGGGAUUUGCUUAUGGCCUGCGUCAUGGUUACGGAACAUUUGCCUAUGCAAACGGAGCAGUUUACUCCGGAGGUUGGAAGAACAACAUAAAACACGGUCAGGCAAAGUUCAUUUCCAGAAUUGGUUGGUUAUAUGAAGGGAUGUUUAUUAAUGACCGUGUGCCAGAAAUACCAUCAUCAGUAUUUGCACUAGGUGGCUUCAAUUGUACAACUGAAAGUUCAGGCAUUAAACUCGCAUUAUGUGCUCCUGACCUGGCUAUGAACAUAGAAACUCUAUUAAACCAAAUUCCUGAAUCACAAAGGGAGGAGGAAUGCAGACAGGUUGAAUUUGCUGUUUCAAGAAACGGUGAAUUGCUAAGACUAAUAUACAGGCUGUACAGCAGCCUUGGACAUGAGGACUCUUCAGUCAAUAAUUACCUGCUCAGUCACCUACAGUUGUGGCGCUUUCUUAAGGACUGCAACAUCCACCAACAUGGAUUAACACUGGCACAGUUGGACCACCUUAUUAACAAGGACGUCUUUCCAGGGGAGGUUAUUUCACCUUUUAGUACGAUGUUGCCUAGACAGUGGAUUAGCUAUAUUGCCAUUGCAGCAUACCAUAUAUACCACAGAGACUUUGAUUCCAGAUCAGGUAUAUAUGUCCUUGAAGAGUGCUUUUCCAAGCUCCUGGAAAAGAACAUCAUUCCCAAUGCCAAGAAUGUAAAAGGUCCUCUAUACUGCCACCCUCUUCGUGCUGUGGUUGGCAUGAGCUAUACUGACAGAUGCUGGGAAAUAUACAAGACUGUCCCUAAAGUCAACUUGGAUGCCACCUUUGACAUCAUCAUGACUGCUAGACACUUCUUCUGGAUGUUUAAGGUUCUUGGUCUGUUUGACUGUACACUAACUACAACAAAAUUGCUGGAAAUACUUUCACAAGAGAAUCCUGCAGUCUAUAAUUCUACUCACAGUAACCUGGAUUUGGAGAUCACAUUUCUUGAGUUCUUUGAGGCUUUGCUGGCUUGUGCUGAAGUGAAGAACACACAAGGAAUCGGAACUGCACAAUGCAUACAGUGUGAGGAAUUUAAAUCCAAGGCAACACAACAGUCAUCUCAAACUGAAGAACUUAAAGAUGUUGCUGAAGACAGCAGACCAGAAGAAAGCCUGGAGGACUGGAUCAACCAAAUUCAUUGUUUCUUUAUACACAUAUUCUUCCCGGCGUAUGAACACACCCUGAUAUGGAAAAAGAAGAUGCAAGAGGAACGCCAAAGAAAAACUACAGACAACAAAAUCACUCUAGAAAUUGCCAAGGCGAAUGCUAAACUAAGAGAGCAGCAGAGGGCAGAGGAGGAGCGAUCUAAAGAAAAGAUUGAAGAAGUUGAAGACAGAAGCCAUGUGUUAGAUGAACAGAGCAGUUCACCAGUGUCCCCCUCCAGCUCUGUGGAUUUGAAGCAAUCACCCACCAGCAAAAAAAAGACAAAGAGAAAAUGA